Baudoinia panamericana UAMH 10762 is the source of this 909-nucleotide messenger RNA. RefSeq lists its product as uncharacterized. The coding region runs from base 1 to 909 and encodes 302 amino acids. Lineage: Eukaryota; Fungi; Ascomycota; Dothideomycetes; Mycosphaerellales; Teratosphaeriaceae. The transcript is spliced from 2 exons. The record is from RefSeq and is a predicted model, not a curated record.
AUGCGCCCGUUCCUGCCAUCACGUCUGAUCCCAACUCGCCAUGCCGCCCUGAAGCUGAUCUCCCGCGGGAGCGCGGCGAGGCCAUGCAGCGACCCGACGGCCUGCCUUACGAACUGUAGGUGCUUCGCUCAGGUCCACGAUGUCGAUCGCAUCAACCGGGAGGUGUGGUUCACCAGCGCUGCACCGAGGCUCAAUGGACUGGGUUUGCAGAAUGACCAUCAGCCUCCGGAUGAGCGGACACUGCAGUUAGGCAAGACCGUCCGGAUCCUGCAUGACCGGUUGCCAACAUUGCUGCAGUCACCACUACCAGGAGACAUACUGAGUCCGCAGAUCACUCUACAUCUCUUCCCAUCCACGCAUCCACAUCUGCCGACUGUUUCGGGGAAGAUAGCGUACAACGCCGCGCUAUGGACCGCGCCGGUAGCGUGGGGCAGGCUGCCGCUGGUCGGCAACGUCAAGCUCACCAUUCUUUCUGAGCGCAUGAUGCGGCAUGGGGGCAGUGCCGUACCUCUAGCGAGCAGGGAUGAGAAGCUCAUUGUGAAGUGGAAGACGUGCGGCAAGACCAAGCAUCGAGACCCGACUGGAGGCAUAUACCGCGGGGCUACUGGCAUGGCAAGCAAGGACCCCAUGGAUCGAAUCAGGGAGCGGAUCAACGGUCAAGACGAGGAGUUCUGCGGCCUCUUCCUCUUCGAAUUCGACGAGAAAGGUCGGAUAGUCAAACAUAUCAUUGAGCACACGGAUGAAGGUGGGCACUGGGACAAGACGGCACGAGUGGUGUCGGUGACCGACUGGUUGCUUGGACGCUUCCAUGGCAGGAGUCGAGAACCUGUGCCUCAGCUCGCGUAUUGUGAGGAGCGGCCGACUGGUGGCAGAAUACGGUUGGUAGACCGGAGUCGUCGCGCGGUGUGA